AUCUGCGCCAAGCUCAAGCCCCCACUGCAUGAUAGCUAAGUAGCUCUGGAUCUUCAGCGUGGGUUUCGAACAACGCGGCCUUCAAGUCAUCAUCACCAAGCAGCAAUAACGCCACAGUCCAGCAAUAUUUCGAACUCCUCAUUGCUGUUCCCACUACUGCUGCGUUUUGCAGGGCCCAGGCCAGACGACCGGGCAGGCAAGUAUAGGGCGGCCCGACGAACAGCGACAAGGAAAAGGGGAGGAAGAUGUCAAGGUAGCAGCAGCUGGAGAGCACGCCAGGACGAACCCUCUCGCCUCAACGAUGUCUUUCGCAAGCACGCCGGUGACGCGCACCUUGGUGCUGGGGUUGGUCGCAUCCUCUGUUGCGGCCAGUCUGUUUGACGUCAAACACUACUUUUACAUAUCCGUCGGCACCCACAUCCUGCGAUACCACCAAGUGUGGCGCUUCCUGAUAUACCAGCUGUGCUACACCAACUCGUCUGAGGUACUCUUUGCCGCCAUGUCUCUAUAUAACAUGAGGGCUAUCGAACAGCUGUGGGGCUCGAGGAAAUACGCCUCAUUCAUCGCAGUGACAGCCCUAUUCACGGCGAUCAUCCCGCCGUUCCUUCUGACAGCAGUUCUCCGACCGUUGUCCCUGGGGAGGUUCGAAUACCUACCGGCCGGCCCGACGCCCAUCAUCUUCGCCAUACUGGCCCAGUACCACGCCAUGAUCCCCCACGUCUACAAGUACAGGAUCGCGCUGUCCACGGCGGCGCCCGGCAACGACGACUCGAUGGGGCUGACCUUUUCGGACAAGUCUACGCGCUAUCUCAUUGCGCUGCAGUUGGCACUCUUCCAGCUGCCCGGAUCUCUCCUGGGCGCAGCGGUUGGCUGGGUCGUGGGAUAUUCGUGGCGUAACGAGCUCAUACCAGCGAGGUUGACACGGUGGCGAGUCCCCGGGUGGGUGGUGGGGCUCCGGAGCCAGAAGAGGAACAGGGGCUUUGAAGAGAUGCGGCGCAGGCUCGAGGGAGAAGGGUCGGGCUCGGGCUCGUCUACGGGCGCAGCCUCCGGACUCCAGCAGCCUGCCGAUAGUGACAAUAGGAGAAGGACCAUGGGGCAGCAGCUCAUGGACGAGGUCCGGGGGGCGUUCUAGAUGUGAGCCUCCAUUGGAUGGCAGGAGGCAAACUGGUUUGCAUUUUUAUGGUACAAAUUACCUUGUUUGCGUUUUAUUCGGCAGCACGUGUUUCCUGUAUAGCGGCCGCCUUUGAAGCGCUCUGGACUCGAGUAUCCACACACGCUUUGUUCCUACACGUGUACUCAUCCUAUUCGGUUUUAUUGAAUUUCAGCCCAAAGUCCGAAAGGGAGUGAGAAGAAGGAGAAGGAACAUGGAGAGGAAAGCAGAGCCACCUUUAGUAGAUAGAUACGAACAAGGACCAAGCCCGUAUUGAAUGGCGAGCAUGAAUACGUACAUACAGUACGGAAUAUUCGGACAUGUGUCGCGUGCACAGCCCGGCUAGGAAAUCGUAAAUUCAAUCCGAGGUCGUUCAAUC
Lasiosphaeria miniovina is the source of this 1529-nucleotide messenger RNA. RefSeq lists its product as uncharacterized. The transcript is spliced from 2 exons. The record is from RefSeq and is a predicted model, not a curated record. Gene Ontology annotation, biological process: retrograde vesicle-mediated transport, Golgi to endoplasmic reticulum. Gene Ontology annotation, cellular component: membrane. Gene Ontology annotation, molecular function: serine-type endopeptidase activity. The coding region runs from base 302 to 1132 and encodes 276 amino acids. Lineage: Eukaryota; Fungi; Ascomycota; Sordariomycetes; Sordariales; Lasiosphaeriaceae.